Molecule: messenger RNA, 5655 nt
Organism: Thlaspi arvense
Lineage: Eukaryota; Viridiplantae; Streptophyta; Magnoliopsida; Brassicales; Brassicaceae
Source: the annotation of a GenBank genome assembly
AUGGCAAAAUUUGGAAGGAAGAGAGGGAAUGAUGAACAAGAGUGCACUGAACGCAAAUCCCUUGAGAUCUUCAACCCUGUGAGCGGUAACGGAUCAUCUUCCUCGGCUUCUUCUUCAUCAAAGCCGUACGAUGGCAACGGCAAAGGCAGCAGCAGUAAGUGGAUGGAGUUUCAGGAUUCUGCAAAGUUAGUGGAGAGAACUGCUGAAUGGGGAUUGUCGGCUGUUAAGCCGGACUCAGGAGAAGAUGGCAUUAGCUUCAAGGUGUCUGGUGAAGUGGACCGAAGCAAGAUCCGGUUUCUGCAAGGGCCGGACACAGACCAGAACGAGGUUGCCAAAAUCAGAGACUGUGUCAAGAAUGGCAAAAGUUACUGUGGAAGGCUCUUAAACUACAAAAAGGACGGAACCCCCUUCUGGAAUCUUCUCACAGUCACUCCUAUCAAGGACGACCAAGGCAACACCAUCAAGUUCAUUGGGAUGCAGGUUGAAGUAAGCAAAUACACAGAAGGCGUGAACGAUAAAGAAUUGAGGCCUAAUGGACUCUCCAAAUCUCUGAUCCGAUAUGAUGCUCGCCAGAAGGAGAAAGCUUUGGAUUCCAUCACAGAGGUCGUGCAAACAAUAAGACAUCGCAAGUCUCAAGUGCGGGAUUCCGUGAGCAAUGAUAUUACGUUGAAGCCUGAUAGUGCUACUACACCUGGUAGACAAGUUAUACAAUCAGAUGAAGCUUCAAAGUCAGCCAGAACACCUGGACGUGUUUCUACUCCAACGAGGUCAAAGAGCAAAUCGCUUAGCUCGAAUAAAAAGCAUGAAGAUGUUCCUGUCGUGGAACCUGAAGCAUUGAUGUUGAGCACAGAAGUAAUAGAGCCGAGGGACAGUUGGGACCGGUUGGAAAGAGAAAGGGAUAUACGCCAAGGGAUUGAUCUAGCUACCACUCUUGAGCGCAUAGAGAAGAAUUUCGUCAUCAGUGAUCCUCGUCUUCCUGAUAAUCCCAUUAUAUUUGCUUCAGACAGCUUUCUUGAACUUACAGAGUAUUCACGCGAGGAAAUUUUAGGGAGAAAUUGUCGGUUUCUUCAGGGGCCAGAGACAGAUCAAGCGACUGUCCAGAAGAUUAGAGAUGCAAUUAGAGAUCAAAAGGAGAUAACUGUGCAGUUGAUAAACUACACUAAGAGCGGAAAGAAAUUCUGGAACUUAUUCCACUUGCAACCUAUGCGUGAUCAGAAGGGAGAGCUCCAAUACUUCAUCGGUGUGCAGCUUGAUGGAAGUGAUCAUGUGGAGCCGCUCCAAAAUCGUUUGUCUGAGAGAACAGAGAUGCAGAGUUCUAAAUUGGUGAAAGCUACAGCAACAAAUGUAGAUGAAGCUGUCAGAGAACUUCCAGAUGCUAAUUCGCGUCCCGAGGACUUGUGGGCUGCACACUCAAAGCCUAUCCAAGCGAAUGGAGAUAUAGUGGGACUACAUCAUUUCAAGCCAAUAAAACCAUUAGGCUCUGGUGACACUGGCAGUGUCCAUUUGGUUGAACUGAAAGGCACAGGUGAGCUCUAUGCCAUGAAAGCAAUGGAGAAAACAAUGAUGUUGAAUCGUAACAAGGCUCACCGAGCAUGCAUCGAAAGGGAAAUCAUUUCCCUUCUGGAUCAUCCUUUUCUUCCCACUCUCUACGCUUCCUUUCAGACAUCUACGCAUGUUUGUUUGAUUACAGACUUUUGCCCCGGAGGAGAGUUGUUUGCACUGCUUGACAGACAACCCAUGAAAUUUUUGUCAGAGGAAUCAGCAAGGUUCUAUGCAGCAGAGGUCGUAAUCGGCUUAGAGUAUCUUCACUGCUUAGGAAUAGUAUACCGAGACCUGAAGCCUGAGAAUAUAUUGCUCCAGAAGGAUGGACACAUUGUAUUAGCCGACUUUGAUUUAUCAUUCAUGACGUCCUGCACACCCCAGCUUAUUAUCCCACAUACACCCAACAAACGAAGGAGAUCCAAGAGUCAACCAUUACCCACAUUUUUUGCAGAACCAGUCACCCAGUCAAACUCGUUCGUAGGGACUGAAGAAUACAUUGCGCCUGAGAUAAUCACGGGUGCUGGUCAUACGAGUGCUAUUGAUUGGUGGGCACUGGGAAUCUUGUUGUACGAGAUGCUUUAUGGUCGCACACCGUUCAGGGGCAAGAACAGGCAGAAGACAUUUGCCAACAUCUUGCACAAAGAUCUCACCUUUCCCAGCAGUAUUCCUGUAAGUCUUGUAGGUAGACAGUUGAUCAACAUGUUGUUAAAUAGAGAUCCGAGCAGCCGUUUAGGAUCCAAAGGUGGAGCAAAUGAGAUAAAGCAGCAUGCGUUCUUCCGCGGGAUCAAUUGGCCUCUCAUACGUGGCAUGAGCCCUCCACCAUUGGAUGCACCGUUGCGCAUAACAGAGAAAGAUCCGAAUGCCAAAGACAUAAAGUGGGAAGAUGAUGGUGUGCUUGUGAAUUCUAUGGACAUUGACAUUGAUCUCUUCUAAACCCCACUCUUCCUUUCAUCUUCUCUGCCUUCGAAUCUCGUUUUAAUGCAAAACUCUUCUUCUCAAUAAAGCAAAGGUUGUUUGUAUUGUAUCUAGUUGCUUGCAUAUAUAUAAACGCAUCGGACAUAGACAGAUCUCUCAUGUUAUUAGAGGCAUCACACAGUUUUUCCAUCUCUUCUAAAAUCUCAAAAUCAUCAACAACAAAAAUACACAUAUAUAUAACCACCAUCAUGUUAAUAUUGUUAAGUGUGAAUUAGCCCUUAAUAAGGCCCAAUAACUGGCCCAUCAACAACUGCUGGGCGCAAUGUCUUUGAGAAGUCCAACCACCUGCUGCAUCGUGGGUCGCUUCCAUGGCGGAUCGGCGGUGCACAAGUACCCUAUCUUCACCGCCUCCGCAAUCUGCUCCACCGGACCUGUCCCUCGUAUCGUCGGAUCGAUGGCUCUCGAUCCUUCUCCCUGCCUCACCAGACCCCUCACCCAAUUCACCAAGUCCCACUCCGGCUUCUUCCCGCUCACGAGCUCAAGCAGAACAACUCCAAAGCUGUACACGUCGGAUUCUACUGUCGGAGAGCCGUCUUCCUCCAGCUCCGGCGGUGCGUACCCGUCUAAACCUCCGGAAAAUCCCUCAUCCAAGAGUUUGGCUAAACCAAACUCUGCCAAUUGCGGUUCCUGGGUGGAGUCUAAGCAGACUGUUCUAGCCUUCACUUCCCCGUGGACCACCGGAGGAAUGCAGCCGUGAUGGAGGAAAGCCAACGCCCUCGCCGUCCCCAGAGCUAUCUUAUGCCGAAGUCUCCACGAUGCAGAGUCAUCUACGGUAUGGAGUAAACUCUGCAAAUUAACAUUGUCUAGGUGCUCGUAAAUCGCGAUUCUUUGCUCUGCGGCUAUGCAGUAUCCAGAGAGCGGGACAAGAUUUGGAUGAAUGAUGCGGGCGAGGCGUUCGAACGCAAUCGAGGCUUCGUGAUCGGUCAUUGUGGUUCCACUUGGAAUAACUUUGAGAGCUGCUCUGAAUCCACCGGGUAAGACUGCCUCGUAAGUAGGACCAGACUUGCUUUCCCACAACAAUGCGCCUCUGUCGAAGUUGAAAGUCGCAGCCUUGAGGUCUGCAAACGUCAUCUUCAUCAACGGCUUGUCGAUCAUUACCACAGAGACAUCCGUUGGUUCGUUUUGGUCUGACAAGUUGGCUUCUGUGGCUUGCCUUGUUGCCCAUGUUCUGGAUUUUCUUCUACCUCUCAGGGCCACCAGUAUGAGCAACAGCGCAACAAGUAAGAACGCCAUGGAGACUGCUAACGCCAAACCAAUCUUAAGCCCUGUCUUCCUCUUGUUGACUUUAUUUCCCUUUUGAACGAUCGGCUUUGCAGCAAAGGGGCAGUUGUUUGUGGAGCCAAUGAAGGAUGUCUGGAUCAUUCCUUUAGAUAAGUUGGGGUCACAAAAGGUUAGAUUGUUGAAAGAGAAGUUAAACCUCUGCAUCGUGGGGAGUUGAUCCAGAACCGGCCUUGGGAUAUCUCCGUCUAGCUGAUUCAGCGAGAGAUCAAGUAUUUCGAUGUUCUUGAGGCUCAGCGUAGGUACAUGUCCAGUGAGGUUAUUGGAGGAGAGAUCAAGAACCUUGAGAUGACUCAGCCGCGAGAUUUCACUCGGAAUGAUACCUGCCAGAUUGGUCCUGGAUAGAUUCAGAUAAUACAGAGCCGAAAGCGUUGUGAUUUGCCCGAAUUCUUGCGUCCUGAAUCGAUUUGACGCGAGGUUAAGGUGUCCCAGCUUCUGUGAUGAACUCAAGCCAUUUUGUAUAUGGCCGACGAAACGAUUAUCGGACAAGUCAAGAUGGAUCAGACUAGACGAGUUGUGAUUGUGGCCGGCUAUUAACUGCAAGAUAUGCCCAUCAAAUCGGUUUUCACUGAGAUCAACUGUUUCCACGUUUUCAUGCAAGACUCCUAUCAGUGAACCCUGAAACAGAUUCCGUGAAAGGUUCAAGCUUUUCAGUUCUGCGAAGGCCGAACCGAAACCAACAGGCAGAGACCCGGUGAGCUGGUUCGAUGAGAGGUCGAUGGAGACUAGAGAUCGGCAAUUGAGAAGUCCUUGAGGGACGAGAGACUGAAAACCAUUGUUGCCGAGCUUGAGAGUUGUUAAAUUGACAAGCGAGCUUAUAGCGGCAGGGAUUUCGCCAGAGAAGCUGUUGAAAGAAAGAUCAAGGGUCUCAAGCGUCUUGAAAUUGCCUAUGUUGCUGGAAAGCGUCUUAGAAAUCCGGUUGGAGGAGAGAUUGAGACUCUUGAGCGAGCUCAGACUCCAUAGAUCAGAGGGCAGAGACGUAAUCUUGUUGCCACUGAGAUCUAAAGAUUGGAGCAUUCUCAGUUUGCCGAUGGUGUUGUCGGGGAUGGGACCGGACAGUUCCGACGCAGAAGCCGAGAAAUGGAGCACGUACUCUCUUCGUGCGUCACAGGCCACUCCUGGCCAUGAACAUAAAGAAGAAGAAGAUAAUGUGUGAGCUUGGGAAGAAUUGGGUAAACCCAUUGCGGUGAAGAAGCUGGAGAGAUAAGAGGCCUCGGUGUUGGGAUCUUGGCUGGUGAGAUGCUUGACGAAGAGGGAGAGGAACAUGAGAGUUCCCCAUAGAGAGAAGCCCAUAUUUUGGAGUCUGGACCUGGAGAAAGGUGGAUGUGAGAGCUCAGAAAGAAGACAGUCUGUGUGAAAAGAAGAAAAGACAUAAUGGAAUCACGGGGUAGGGAUGUGAUAGUUUGGAAUACAUUGGGAUACCUUUCACGUGCACAGCUUCAAAAUCAGAGGUUAAUCAGAAGAGACAUGAUUCAGAAGAAGAAGAAGAAGAAGAAGAUAAGGGUUGAAAAGUUUUGGGGUUGAGUUCCGAGUGAGUUUGGCUGUAUCCUAUGCUCUCUGGAGGAAGUGGAAGAGAAUAGAGUCGUUGAAAGUCAAAAAAGGGAACAUGAGGAGAUUAUAAUUAGGUAAAGUAUUUUAUGAUAGUGAGUAAUAUGAAAAUGGAAUCUGUCUCAGACUUUUUUGUGAAUUUCAAAUCCCAAAGUGUCAAAUGGAUUUGGUUGAGUGGGGAGUGGGUGGUUGUGGUUUCUCAUUUCUGCAAGAUUUGGGUUAGUGUACAAAAAUAAAGUCACUUUUAAGUGGUUUCACACCUUUCUGACUCUGUCACGUCUUUGAAAUUUGGAAUCAUUCAUCUGAUUUGCC